Molecule: messenger RNA, 1257 nt
Organism: Trichoderma citrinoviride
Lineage: Eukaryota; Fungi; Ascomycota; Sordariomycetes; Hypocreales; Hypocreaceae
Product: glycosyltransferase family 15 protein
Exons: 5
Coding region: 1-1257 (418 amino acids)
Biological process (GO): cell wall mannoprotein biosynthetic process; protein N-linked glycosylation
Cellular component (GO): membrane; Golgi apparatus
Molecular function (GO): alpha-1,2-mannosyltransferase activity
Source: RefSeq, a predicted model, not a curated record
AUGCCCGCUGGGUCGCCGCCGUCCAUUCGGAAAAUCAGCGAAAAGCACGACAAGGUCUUUGUCACGGGCUGUCUUGAGCCCGACACCUCGACGCCGCGAGCGAACGCCGCCUUUGUCGUCUUGGCCCGCAACAAGGAGAUUGAUGGCGUGAUUCAGUCCAUCAAGUCUGUCGAGCGCCACUUCAACCGAUGGUAUCACUACCCUUACGUCUUUCUCAACGACGCCGAGUUCGACGAUAACUUCAAGGAGACUGUGCGAAACUAUACCUCGGCGUCCGUCGAGUUUGGCAAGGUCGAGCCUGGCACUUGGGGCUUUCCCGACUGGAUCGAUGAAAAGGUCGCAAAGGAGGGCAUUGCCAAGCAGGGCGAUGCCGCCGUCAUGUACGGUGGCAUGGAGAGCUACCACUUCAUGUGUCGCUUCUACUCUGGAUUCUUCUACAACCACCCUCUUCUGCUCAAGUACGAGUGGUACUGGCGCGUCGAGCCUGAAAUCACCUACUUUUGCGACAUUACAUACGACCCAUUCCUCAAGAUGAUCGAGAACAACAAGACCUACGGCUUCACGAUUGCUGUCAAGGAGCUUCGCGAGACCGUCCCCAACAUCUUCCGCUAUGCCUCGGCGUAUAAGCGAAUGAACAACUUGACGUCACAGGGCCUGUGGGAAAUGUUCGUGGAGCCUCAGGACCCUCCCAAGGAGCAGCGCGAUGACCCCAACCCGCCGCUGCCCGAAGAGAUCCUCCAGGGAAAACCCAGCAGUCUGCCGCCCAUCGAUCCCGAGGCAAUGGAGGGAGAGAAGUACAACAUGUGUCACUUCUGGUCCAACUUCGAGAUUGCCAAGCUCAGCUGGUUCCGCAGCAAGGAGUACAACGACUUCUUUGAGAUGAUGGACCGAAGUGGCGGCUUCUGGAUGGAACGAUGGGGUGAUGCUCCCAUCCACUCUCUGGCUGCUGGUGCUCUUCUGGCUCCUCGGGAUAUACACUACUUCCGAGACUUUGGAUACCGACACACGACGAUCCAGCACUGCCCUGCCAAUGCCCCUGCGCGACAGCUUCCCCGGCCCCCUUUCCUCGAGACCACCACCCUGGACGAGAAGAAAAGAAUCGAGGAGGACGAGUACUGGGAAAGCUGGGACGAGCCCAAGGAGAACGGCGUUGGAUGCCGCUGCCGUUGUGACACGGAUAUUGUCGAUGUCGAGGGCAAGGACGGCUCCUGUCUGGCCGAGUGGGUCGAUGUCGCCGGUGGCUGGGCCUCGCCCUAA